UAUCCAAAAGUCCUGAAGAAAAGAAACCAGCGGUACACAGCAAGAGAAGACCAAAAAUAUGUGGACCACGACAUGGUGAAACGAAAGAAAAAGAAAUAGACUGGGGAAAGCGCUGCGUGGAUAAAUUUGAUAUCAUUGGUAUUAUUGGUGAAGGCACUUAUGGGCAAGUUUACAAAGCCAGAGAUAAAGACACAGGGGAAAUGGUGGCACUAAAGAAAGUACGUCUGGACAAUGAAAAGGAAGGGUUUCCAAUUACAGCUAUUCGGGAGAUUAAGAUUCUUCGACAGCUUAAUCAUCAAAGCAUUAUUAACAUGAAGGAAAUAGUGACAGAUAAGGAAGAUGCUUUGGACUUCAAGAAGGACAAAGGUGCAUUUUACCUGGUAUUUGAGUAUAUGGACCAUGACUUGAUGGGACUGCUGGAAUCUGGUUUGGUUCAUUUUAAUGAAAAUCAUAUUAAGUCUUUCAUGAGACAACUGAUGGAGGGCUUGGCCUAUUGCCAUAAGAAGAACUUUUUGCACAGAGAUAUCAAAUGUUCAAAUAUUCUACUAAAUAAUAGAGGGCAGAUAAAGCUUGCAGAUUUUGGGCUUGCUCGGCUGUACAACUCUGAAGAAAGCCGACCAUAUACCAACAAAGUUAUUACAUUAUGGUAUCGGCCUCCUGAACUUCUGCUUGGAGAAGAAAGAUACACGCCAGCUAUCGAUGUCUGGAGCUGUGGCUGCAUCCUGGGUGAACUUUUUACAAAAAAGCCAAUAUUUCAAGCAAAUCAAGAACUUGCUCAACUGGAGCUGAUAAGCCGAAUUUGUGGGAGUCCUUGUCCAGCAGUGUGGCCUGAUGUUAUAAAAUUAGCUUAUUUCAACACAAUGAAACCAAAGAAGCAGUAUCGUCGAAAACUGAGAGAAGAGUUUGCUUUCAUCCCACCAGCUGCAUUAGAUUUAUUCGAUUAUAUGCUUGCUCUGGAUCCCAGCAAGCGCUGCACAGCCGAACAAGCUCUUCAGUGUGAGUUUCUGCGAGAUGUGGAACCAUCUAAAAUGCCUCCUCCGGACCUUCCUUUGUGGCAGGAUUGCCAUGAGCUGUGGAGUAAGAAGCGCAGAAGACAGAAGCAGAUGGGCAUGACUGAUGACUCAACAGCAACGAAAGUCCCUAGGAAGGAUCUGUCUCUGGGCAUGGAUGAGAGCAGAACCAACACCCCACAAGCAAAAACAAGCACUGGACAGCAGUUAAACCAGAAUGAAGUGGCAAUCCUGCUAAACCUGCUACAGUCUAAAACAAGUGUUAGUUUGGCACAGUUUGCCCAAGUGUUGAAUAUUAAGGUAAACCCAGAGACUCAGCAGCAACUAAAUAAAAUAAAUCUUCCUGCUGGAAUUUUGUCAGCAGGUGAAAAACAGUCAGAACAGCAGCAGCAGCCGCCGCCCCCUCCACCCCCACUGCCGGAACAGGAGCCUCUAAAACAGCCGACGAUCACCCAGCCUCCUGUACCACCUGCUCAGCUGAGUCAGCCGAAAGUUGAGACUGACGCUGCCCAGGCAGCUGUACAGAGUGCAUUUGCUGUUCUGUUGUCUCAGUUAAUAAAGGCUCAGCAAACAAAACAAAAAGAUUUUGUGUUGGAGGAGAAGGAAAACGGAUCAGGAAACGAAAUGUCAUUACAACUCAGGCAGCCUCCAGAGCCUGCCACUCCUGUGUCUGUCAGCCGGGACGACGUGGACUCUCCGGCGCCCAGCUACCCACAUCUGAUCAAGUCGUUGUAUACGUCUGCAGGUCAAGAGGAUUUGGUUAGGCAGUCUGAGAUGAGGCUUCUAAACCGAACACCCGAACAGGAGCGCCCUCGGAUCUUGCCUCCAGACCAGCGUCCCCCAGAGCCACCUGAGCCUCCACCUCUCACUGAUGAAGACCUUGAUUAUCGGACAGAGAACCAGCAUUUGCCUAUAACUAACUCUUCAGGAACAGAUCCUCACGCAGGAGUGAAAGCAGCUCUUCUGCAGCUGCUUGCUCAGCAUCAAGCUCAGGCGACAACGGAGGAGCCAGUACAAACGAGCGUGGAUUAUCAGGCUAGAGACUCCUACGUAACAGGGCCAGACUACAAGGAUAACUUUGGAUCAUCUUCCUUCUCAUCUGCCCAUUACGGCAGUAGCGAUGGAAUAGGAAGCGGAUCAUCAGGAGCAUUAGAAAGGAGGAGCUUCCUUGGAAACUCGGAUAUUCAGUCUUUGGAUAACUACAGUACUGCUUCAUCUCACUCUGGUGCUGCCCCUCCUCCGUCGGCCUUUUCGGAGUCCUUUCCCAGCUCAGUAACUGGCUAUGGAGACAUUUACCUCAACACUGGCCCCAUGCUAUUUAGUGGAGAUAAAGACCAUAGGUUUGAGUACAGCCACGGCCCGAUCCCGGUCCUGGGGAGCAGCGGGGACGCUUCCGCGGGGCCGGAGAGUUCCCACACUUUGCCCGCAAAGAUGCACAACUACAGCUACGGAAGUAACUUACAGGAAAAUCCCAGUGGCAUCAGCCACAUGCAUGGACAGACUUGGACUUCUCCUGCCCAAGGACCCGGCUAUUCCCAGGGAUACAGGGGACACAUUAGCACAUCUGCAGUGAGAGGGCGAGGCAGAGGAUUACCGUAUUGAGUAUCUGUUUUUCCUCAGGCACAUCAUUUUUAUCUGGAAAAACUUUUUUUUUUUCCCUAGCUGCAGUUUAAAGCAGCAAUUCAACAGACUUGAAUAAUGUUAAUUCAACAGCUUUAUUUUUAUGUGGAAAAGGGUCUUGCAUACAGUAGGAAAAAUUAAAAAUGCUUAAAACUCAUGCUGUCUGAAAACUAGAUAAAUUGAUUGUACAUGUUCACAAACUCUAGUUCUGAAUUUUAUUUUGUAUUUUGGCAGUUUUAAGUGGAUGCUAAAUUUAGGAACAUCAGCUUUUUAUGGCACUCUUUCAGAUCUUCUGAACUAUGCACAUUUGUGCUUUUUUUGUAAGUUUGGACCAACUUUUAUGUAAAAAAAAAUUUUACAACAAUCAAAGCAGGGCACUGAUUUAUUUGGUAUUUUUCUUUUUACAGAACUACCUUUAGUCAAAGGUCACUGUCAGUCUUUGCACUGCUUUCAGUGUUAUUGUGGAAGGUGUACUUUGUGCUCAUUUCAGAUAAUAAAACACAACCUUUCUCUUGAUGCAAAA
Molecule: messenger RNA, 3153 nt
Organism: Leptosomus discolor (cuckoo roller)
Lineage: Eukaryota; Metazoa; Chordata; Aves; Leptosomiformes; Leptosomidae
Source: RefSeq, a predicted model, not a curated record